UGUGUGUGUGUGAGAAUGUGUGUGUGUGUGUGUGAGUGCGUGUGUGUGUGAGAGUGUGUGAGUGUGUGUGCGUGUUUGUGUGUGUGUGUGUUUUUUUCCUCCUUUUUCUCAUGAUUGCCGUUAUUAGUGCUAAUUGCUUUUCCGUCAUCUCUGCGCUGCGUUCCUGGCGUCUGUAGCACAUCGGCGCGCCGAGCUCUCGGAAGGGACGAUGCCUCAGUCCCGCGUGCGCCUCGACAUCUCGCGCCUCUCAUCGACACGCUCUCAGCCUAUCCGAGCGCGUUCCUUAGGAGUCAUAUCAAUACGGCACUAACCACAGGGAGCUGGGGAGGGGACCUACUAUUAUAAUAAUAACAAUAAUAAUAAUAAUAAUAAUAAUAAUAAUAAUAAUAAAGUCUUCCGUUUGCAGUCAAACAAGCCCAUGAAAAAUGAUCAGAAGGACACAGACGAGUGGCCUGUGACGCUUGAGUGAGUGUCACUGGGGCACUCUGGGAAAUGGAAAAUGGGGUGGGGGGGGCUUAACUGCCCAGGAAAGUGCUGUAUCACGGCAACAAGACUGGCUGGUGGGCGGGAAGUUUGGUACGUCAGUGGCGAGCGGGUGCACGCCCUCUAGCGGGGGCACACGUGGGGGGGGGGGGGGGAGGGGGGGUCCAGCUGAUUAAGAUCACCGUCUCCUUUGAGUUUUCCUAUUUUUAUUUUUAAUUACAGCGCCUCACACAGCUCACAUCACAGAGGCCUACAGAGACUGGGCAUGGAGGGUUGCAUACGUAAUAAGGAGCAAUCUGUUCGGGACCCUCCCCCGCCAAGCUUCCCCAGCUUAUCGGCGGCGAGUGUAUGGGGAAAGCGGGCGCUCCCUGUAGCGGCUCCAGCGGGAUAGUGUCAUUCCUCACCGCGGUGCCCUGUUUAUCCUGUAAGCCUCAACCUGCGGCGGACCGGAGGAUGAGCGACCAGGGGAAGGGCUCGGCAUCCACUACUGCCGGGGCCCCGGCUCCCGGGUCGGACACUUACAAAGGCUGGCUAUUUAAAUGGACUAACUAUCUGAAGGGAUAUCAGCGCCGAUGGUUCGUCCUCAGCAACGGCCUGCUGUCAUAUUACAGCGUUGGGCUCAAGGCGGCCGGACGUCCUGUUCGGGAGCACAGGACGCAGGCAGAGAUGGCGCACACCUGCCGCGGCACCAUUAACCUAGCCACGGCGCACAUCGACACGGAGGACGCCUGCAACAUCGUGCUGAGCAGCGGCGGCCGCACCUACCACCUGAAGGCCGGGUCCGAGGUGGAGCGGCAGCGCUGGAUCACCGCCCUGGAGCUGGCCAAGGCCAAGGCCAUCCGCAUGAUGCGCGACCAGUCCGGUGAGCCACUGUCCGUCCCUCUCUCUCUCUCUUUCCGUCUUGCGCUGGACGACAUCAUCGCUUAG
This is a messenger RNA of Anguilla anguilla (European eel), 1410 nucleotides long. Its product is annotated as oxysterol-binding protein 2-like. Gene Ontology annotation, cellular component: trans-Golgi network; recycling endosome; early endosome. Gene Ontology annotation, biological process: endosome organization; receptor recycling; retrograde transport, endosome to Golgi. The transcript is spliced from 5 exons. Lineage: Eukaryota; Metazoa; Chordata; Actinopteri; Anguilliformes; Anguillidae. The record is from RefSeq and is a predicted model, not a curated record. Bases 832 to 1410 code for a protein of 192 amino acids.